Molecule: messenger RNA, 3157 nt
Organism: Onychostoma macrolepis
Lineage: Eukaryota; Metazoa; Chordata; Actinopteri; Cypriniformes; Cyprinidae
Gene: gpr176
Product: G protein-coupled receptor 176
Exons: 4
Coding region: 1146-2837 (563 amino acids)
Biological process (GO): G protein-coupled receptor signaling pathway
Cellular component (GO): plasma membrane
Molecular function (GO): G protein-coupled receptor activity
Source: RefSeq, a predicted model, not a curated record
AUGGGUUGUCUAAAAUUUCCCCUGACCAAGGACCGCUAGCCUUCCUAUUAUAGAAACGAGCAAACAAAAGCAACACGUAGACAAAUUCAGUGCAGUGUGAGGUUUGCACACUCUGCAAGGAAUAGUUUAAUUUGUGAAUUCGGUAUAGGCUUCAUGCUGGCGUUUUGCUCACAAUGAAUUAUUCACUUAACAAUAAUGAAAACUGAUAAAAUAACGUGUUUGAGAAUACUGUUAAUACCUUAACAGGCGUUGCUUUGUUCGCAUGCAGUGCGUGUCUGGAGCAGUAUCUGGCCAAAUACAGGCUCCAUCCAAACCUCUGGUUGAAGUUCUCACGCGCCUCUCCAAGACGCCGUAACAGACGGAUACGGUGACGUUUUAUUGUAAGCGCCCACCGUUCAUUUGAAGAAAUAAAGCGCUAUUGUCACUCGCAAUGAAGCCUGUUCGCUAAAGCCCAGUUGUCAGAUCAUCCACUGACACGAUAUUUAGCGUGAUGUGCGUUUACCAAAAUCGUUUUUUGGCACUCGGAUCUGGCUAUGAUCAUUCAUAACGAUCUCAUACGGGUAUGUUGGUAAUUUCUCUGGCAUAUUCUCUAUAGGUUAUCGUACACCGUGUAGGCAUUAUUAUUCGCAUACAGUUGCAUAUUUCAGUAACCAAAUGCACGCGAAGUAUUGUAUGUAACCACUAUUAUUUCAUCUUAUGUUCGUCUAUUUACAUGGCUAAUGAAAUGAAGUUGAGUGUUGAGGCGAGCGUGAACGUCGCCGUCACUGUCGUAGGCUAUCGCUCCAUCAAUGACAUAUAUAUGUGAUCUGUGCUGUGAAAACAAAAUUAUGCCUUUUUAUAUCCGAAACAUUCUUUUAAAUAUCGCGAUUCUGAAAAGGCAGUUGAUUAGCGACAAGGUAAAGACGUAAUGCAAUUUUAACCAAAUCUGCAAUAUGCAGUCCAGUCUGGGACAUGUUAUUAUCGUGAAAGAUCUCCGUCCAGCGUUUUUCCAAAAUGUUUUACGUUUUCGAUGAUUUUGAUGACCUGGAGUAAACUCGCGUGUUAAUCAUGAUGGACACAAAAUCAUAACGCUCGAGCUCUGUUCACCAAGAACGUGCGCGCGGCGAGACCUGAGCCGAAGAAUUAUAGUGGCGCCUCAGAUAUGAAUGAUGAUGGAGGCUGAUAACGCGGAGAGCUGGUUUCCUCUGUCAGAAAACGGAACCACAAGUUUAAACGCGUCGAACCUGGGUUUCCUAAACGCGUCGAAUCUGGGUUUCCUAAACGCGUCGUCUCCGGUGGGUCUGUGGGGUGAUGCUCAGGAUAAAGAGGUGGCACGACCGGAGGAGAUCCUGCAGGCGCAGGAAAGAGCUUACAAGGAUUUCACUACCACCAUUCAAGUUUUCAUCCUUAUCGGCUCCCUUCUGAAUUGGACCCAUUCGCCUCCAUUGUACUGCAAUACUGCCGUGUUGUGGUGCACUUGCUACACCAAUGUCUUCAAGUCUGUCACCAAUCUCUUCAUCAAGAACCUAGCAUGUUCUGGCAUUUGUGCUGGGUUGGUGUGUGUGCCCUUUGACAUAGCCUUGAGUGCCAGUCCCCUAUGCUGCCUAUGGGUCCAUACGCUUCUGCUGUGCAAAGCCAUCAAGUUCCUACACAGGCUUUUCUGUUCUGCCACUGUGCUCAGCUUUGCUGUCAUUGCCCUGGAUAGGUACUACUCAGCACUGUAUCCACUGGAGAGAAAGAUAUCAGAUGCCAAAUCCAGAGACCUGGUCAUCUACAUCUGGGUGCAUGCGGUGGUAGCCAGUGCCCCUGUGUUCGCUGUAAGCAAUGUGACGGAUGUCUACGCCACCUCUUCCUGUUCUGACGGCCAAUCGCUUGGACAUCUGGUUUAUAUGAUCACGUACAGCAUCACCACACUCAUUUUACCACUAGCCGUGGUGUUUCUAGCUAUGCUACUAAUCCGCCGCGCACUAAGCACCAGCCAGAAGAAGAAAGUGAUCAUUGCGGCGCUGCGCACUCCACAGAACAGCAUUUCCAUCCCGUAUGUGUCUCAGCGUGAGGCUGAACUUCACGCCACACUGUUGUCCAUCGUUCUAGUCUUCGCGGUGUGCAGCACUCCCUACGCCGCUCUAGUCAUAUACCGUUCAGUGCUGGGGGCCACUAAAGCCUCGUCUUGGUUACAGCUGACUGCCGUGUGGCUGCCGAAGGUCUCUCUCCUCACCAACCCGCUGUUUCUCCUCACAGUAAACCGUUCUGUGCGGCGUUGCCUUCUUGAUAUGCUAGCACGCCUGCAUCGCCGCUAUAGCCGAAGGAACAUGGUCAGUGUUGGGGGUCUGGCUGAAGUAGGACCACUAGGGGGCGAGACUGUUGUUCGCUCUGGUAGUCAACUCCUGGAGAUGUUCAAUAUCGGCCAACAACAGAUCUUCAGACCAAAUGAGGACGAAGAAGAUGAGAAUGAAAUUUCCUCUGUGGCCUCCGCCAACUUUCAACCCAAAGAUGAAGGACAGGGUGGAAACGGAGGGGCGGCAAGAGAGCUGCGUCAGCCGCAGCCAGGGGACGCGGUAAAAGAAGAGGGCUUAGUGUUACCAAAACAUUCCCCUAUUCAGUCAUGUGCCUACUCCUCUUCACAGGUCGCCCCUGCGACUCCCACGGACCCUGAGGAUGCAACACAGUUUGGUUUUGGGCCAUUUGAGCUGCCCCCACAAUGGCUGCCUGAAACCAGGAACAGUAAGAAAAGGCUCCUUCCUCCGUUGGGUAACACACCAGAGGAGCUGAUCCAGACCAAGCAGCCCAGAGUUCGGCCCGAGAGACGCAUCAGUAGAAACAAUAAAGUUAGUACCUUCCCUAAUGUGGAUCCAUGAAACAGUGCAGUGGACCAAAUCAUAAAAAAGCCAAGAAUUAAGACAGUUUGUGUUUUAUAUCUAAAGUUAUUUUGAGAUGAUUUUCUAUGUGAGUGCAGAUCAAUGAAGGACAUGGAGAGUAUAUGUUUACAGCAGGAAGUAAGAGGAAUUUACAUUCUCUCUCUUGCUGUCUGUUUGGACGAUUUAAUAGACAUCCCUUUGUCUCCAUGUACUGACAGAACAGGAAAUUGAUCUUUCACGGGAAAUUCAAGAAACAAACGUAAGGUAGGCAUGGAUUGUAUGACAUUUGUUGGAAUGGUCAAUAAAAUUAAUCACAAUCA